Messenger RNA from Callorhinus ursinus (northern fur seal), 3146 nucleotides. The record is from RefSeq and is a predicted model, not a curated record. NCBI's taxonomy places the organism in Eukaryota, Metazoa, Chordata, Mammalia, Carnivora, Otariidae.
UCGGCGGAGGACAGCGAGUAGAAGAGCCCUGCGCGCGCGGCGAGGAUGGAACGUUGCUAGAGUUCGCGGGUCUAGCUGCUGGGGGUCGGAGCCGCAGGCCGUGAGCCGCCGCGCGCCAAAGCGGGAAUCCCGGAGGCGGGCAGUUCUGCAAUUAAUGCACGCAUUUAAAACUCCAGAACCCGUGGACGCCAUGCACAGGAAACACCUCCAGGAGAUUCCCGACCAGAGUAGCAACGUUACCACCAGCUUCACGUGGGGAUGGGAUUCUAGCAAGACAUCUGAACUGCUGUCGGGCAUGGGGGUCUCUGCCCUGGAGAAGGAGGAGGUGGACAGUGAGAAUAUCCCCCAGGAACUGCUCUCAAACCUGGCCCACCCUCAGAGCCCUCCCCGAAAACGGCUGAAAAGCAAGGGGAAUGACAAGGACUUUGUGAUAGUCCGCAGACCUAAGCUAAAUCGAGACAACUUUCCAGGUGUUUCAUGGGACUCACUUCCAGAUGAGCUGCUCUUAGGGAUCUUUUCCUGUCUGUGCCUCCCUGAACUCCUAAAGGUCUCCAGUGUUUGUAAGAGGUGGUAUCACCUAGCGUUUGACGAGUCUCUGUGGCAGACGUUAGACCUCACAGGUAGAAACCUGCACCCAGACGUGACUGGUCGGUUGCUGUCUCGAGGGGUGGUUGCCUUCCGCUGCCCACGAUCAUUUAUGGAUCAACCAUUGGUUGAACAUUUCAGCCCUUUCCGCGUGCAGCACAUGGAUCUGUCCAACUCUGUUAUCGAUGUGUCUACCCUCCAUGGAAUUCUGUCACAGUGCUCCAAGUUGCAGAACCUAAGCCUGGAAGGCCUGCAGCUGUCGGAUCCCAUUGUCAAUAAUCUUGCGCAAAACUCAAAUUUAGUGCGACUGAAUCUUUCUGGGUGUUCUGGAUUCUCCGAAUCUGCCCUGAAGACCUUGCUGAGCAGCUGUUCCAGAUUGGAUGAGUUGAACCUGUCCUGGUGUUACGACUUCACCGAAAAGCACGUGCAGGUGGCUGUCGCGCAUGUGUCCGAGACCAUCACCCAGCUCAAUCUCAGCGGCUAUCGAAAGAAUCUGCAGAGAUCAGAAGAGAAUAGAGAGCCUGUUUACCAAGCUCUGGCAAGAAUAACAGAUGUCUCUACUUUAGUUGGAAGAUGCCCCAAUCUUGUCCACCUAGACUUAAGCGAUAGUGUCAUGCUGAAGAAUGACUGCUUUCCAGAAUUUUACCAGCUCAACUACCUCCAACAUCUCUCACUCAGUCGGUGCUAUGAUAUAAUACCUGAAACUUUACUUGAACUUGGAGAAAUUCCCACACUAAAAACACUACAAGUUUUUGGAAUCGUGCCAGACGGUACCCUUCAGCUGUUAAAAGAAGCCCUUCCUCAUCUACAGAUUAAUAGCUCCCAUUUCACCAGCAUCGCCAGGCCGACCACGGGCAACAAAAAGAACCAGGAGAUAUGGGGCAUCAGAUGCCGGCUGACGCUGCAGAAGCCCAGUUGUCUAUGAAGUAUUUAUUGCAGGAUGGUGUCCCCUCUUUUCUUUGGAACAGGGCAAAUAGGCAGGAAGCCCGCUUGCUGGAGCACUCGGCUGUUUUUAUUCUUGGUUUUCCCUUUGCCUUCCUUCUGCAAGUAUAUUAGAUGACUGUUUGAGAGCGAAAACUAUGAAGUUUUGCUUUUUCUGAAUAACCAGAAAAGCUCUGGUCACUGCUUCUAGUGCACUUAAGAGCCUAAGUUUAAGGCCUUUUGGAAUUUUAGGAGAGCCUAUUAAUUUCAGGAUACCUUAAGCAGCAAGAUUUGAGCCACCUCUUUCAAGUGCCCUUGUUAUUCAAUCUAUUUAGAAUCAAGCGUAAGAAUCACCACCAGCAAAUCAUUUUCAUGAUCUAUAUGGUAACUUUCUUCUAUUUAAUUUCUCAGUAUUGCUUUAUGAGACGUAGAUUGGUAGAAGUAUUUGUGUUGUGAACGGAACAAAAGGAGAAUCUAGGAUAGUAGCAUUUUGGCAAUCUCUUCUGAAGAGCGAAAAAUAGACCUUUCAACUUUGCCUUUAGAUUUGAAGUUAGGUUCAUGGAAACAAAAAGCUAAAUGAAAAACAACUAACCAAUCAGUGGUAAAGAAUUGGUACAGCAUUUGAAGGCUCAAGAGGCAAUUUUCUAUGAUGGGUUAAUCUGAAGUAUCGAAGUUUCCUUCAUGUCCUGUGCUCCCAGAAUUCCAAAUUAGCUAAGGAAAUAUAACUGUGGUCUUCUGACUUUAUGAUCAAAUGAUGCUAACGUGGGUUCUUUAGCUUUUAAGAUGACUCGCUAUGUUUUAGAAAGGUGGUAGUAGCCAGUCUUCAUUCUUGAAAUGUUGGCUGUAAUGCCAAACUGAAGUUACCUGCCAUUUUCCUUUAUUGCCAAGGUUCUUCAAGUUAUUUUUAUGUUACUCUGGAAUCAAGUAUUUUAAAUUGCCUUCUUAAAAAAAAAAAUUGUCUCCCACAAUAAUUGUUUGAAAGUCAUUGUUGUCUAAAGUUCCUGGACCUAGAGUUCCCUGAGAACUAUGUGUUCGUUUACUCAGAAAUACACCCUCGAAGUAGGUGUGAGUUCCAAAGCAGUAAAAGACAACUUGAAACUACAUAAAAGUUAAGACUCAGGUGUGGAAUCUUUGGAUAGCAACAGUGAUUUUUUUUUUUUAAUGGUGUCUAGAAGAAAACGGAUUAAAUUCUACUUAAAAAAAAAAAACACUACUAUCUUUAAAUUGAUGACCUUCCCAUAGGUUCAAAAUGGAACAAAAAGAGCCAAAACCUGUUAUUUCUAUUAACAUUGUUUUUAAAUCAGACUUUUCAAAUGUUAGAAACAAUGAUAUGAAGUGCCCUGAUCCGCUCAGACCUAAGGAAGAACAUUUUAAAGUGGCAUUAUACGGGAAAUGAUUAUGUUUCAAUUUUGUGCUAGUUAAAAAGUGCUAAAUAUACUACAUGAAAUUAUUGUUUACAGAUUAGUGACGGGGCUGAUAGUAGGAUCCAUUUGGACUGUGAUUUCCAGAUGCCCUCAAACAUACAGUACUUCCAAACUCAAGUCUAGCCAUAAGCUAUUUUGCUAACAUGUCAGAGUAAUCUGUAUUUUUGUAUGUGAUUUCUACUUUUAUAGACCUGUUUUAAAAUAAAACACAUUUUU